Messenger RNA from Hypomesus transpacificus, 2769 nucleotides. It is a transcript of the gene mpl, whose product is annotated as MPL proto-oncogene, thrombopoietin receptor. Gene Ontology annotation, cellular component: external side of plasma membrane. Gene Ontology annotation, molecular function: protein binding; cytokine receptor activity. The transcript is spliced from 12 exons. The coding region runs from base 131 to 2077 and encodes 648 amino acids. Gene Ontology annotation, biological process: cytokine-mediated signaling pathway; positive regulation of cell population proliferation; hemopoiesis. The record is from RefSeq and is a predicted model, not a curated record. Lineage: Eukaryota; Metazoa; Chordata; Actinopteri; Osmeriformes; Osmeridae.
CUGCUCACACGCACCCACCUACAUCCCAGCCUCACUGGCACACACACACACUCACACACACGUUGACCUGACUAAACAUCCUCUGUGUCUACACCUGGCCCAUGUGGUUAUAAGCUAAGACACGUCAGUCAUGGUUGUUUGUUUCACCUCCAGGACGCUGAUCUUCCUGACCUGGGUUCUGCUGUGUUGCAUGUCAGUUUGGUGCCAAGGAAGACCUGCACACCAACUGUCAGACCAAGAUGUUCUGCUUCUGGAAGACGACGAAAAUCCAAAGUGUUUUACCAGAACCGAGACUGACUUCACCUGCUUCUGGGAGGAGCUGGGAAGCACGAGCAGCAAGUCCUACGAGUUUUUCUACAAAAACUUUGAGGGUGAGAAGAGGUGUGAGAUUGCUGUGAGGAAGACGGAGGCAGGCAGAGUCAUCCACAUCUGUGACUUCCCCCCCGAGGACGUCUACCUCUUUGUCGAUACGCACAUCAGGGUGACGGACCGUCACACCAACACCACGGUCUACACACGCAGCGUCACCAUAGAAGACCAGGUUUUACUGGACCCCCCAGGGGAAGUGUCGCUCCUGCACACUGGCCAGGCAGGGCAGCUGCAGGUGACCUGGCUUCAACACAAAGACAGAGUACAGUAUGAGAUCCACGUCUCCUUCCAAAGUGGGAGUGAGAGGACAGACCAGGUGCAACCAGGGGCAUCCAGCCAACACAGACUGACCUCCCUGCCCCAGGGGGAGGUGGUCUGGGUCCAGGUGAGGGUCCGGACGCAGGGCUACACCAACACCCUCACUGGUCACUGGAGCCACUGGUCAGACGCAGUGGCUGCUAUGGUGCCUCAGGCAGCAGAGGAUAUUUCUUUAUUCUGUCACACUUCUGAUCUACAAAAUGUCACGUGUCAGUGGAAGGACAAGUCCAGCAAAGCUCCCAUGGACGCACUCCUCCACAAGAUACUCACCAGGGGCAACUGGAGCGAGUGUCCUCGGGUGCAGAACUCGACUUCCUGUUGUCGUUUCCACGGCGACGAGUCGGCGGCCAUCCUGGUGAAACUCUCCGCCGGCCCCGGUCUUCUGAACAGGACCUACUACACCGAGAGCUUCACAGUCAGCAACAGCGUGAAGACAGGCCCUCCUGGGAGCCUGAGGGGGGAGUCUGAGGGGGACAGGCUGUACCUGAGAUGGGACACGCCUCAGCUGGUCCUGUCAGCUCACCUGAUGUACCAGGUCCGCUACCAGACCAGAGGAGAGGGCUCCUGGAAGCUGGUCACCCUACCGGACUCUGACACCGGCACCAGUCUAGACAUCCAGACGGGCUGUCAGUAUCGCGUCCAGGUGAGAGCCAGACCAAACGGUUCCGUCUACGAUGGCUACUGGAGCGACUGGUCUCAGUGUCUCUCCGUGGUCGUGGCUUCUCGUCUUGUGGUUUUGCUUCUCCCGAGCAUCUCUCUGGCUAUGGUCGUCCUCUCCCUUGUGUUCUUCUCGCUGUUCUCACGGUAUCUCAGUAAACUCAAAGAGUACCUGUGGCCUCCAGUCCCAGACCUUGAUAAAGUCCUACUUGGCUUUCUAACGGAGAUCAACCGACAGACUCGGGAUCCUUCUCACAACGUGAAACAGUUCUUUGAUGAGACUCCAGCAUCUGUGGUGGAGAUCCUGUCAGAGGGAGAAGCUCCAGAGGUGAAGCCACCAGGGGAGUCCUCCAGUGUCCUGCCCCCAGAGAGGGGCUCCGGCGGCGGGGAGCAGACAGAAGCGACCCUGGGGAUAACCCGGCAGGUCAGUCUGGACUACGUGAUCCUGAACACCGUCGACAUCAUCAUCGGUUCCCCGGGCAACGAGUACAUGUAUGAUGGGGUGGGGUGUGUGAGGGCAGGGGUGGGGGUGGGGGGAGAGGACCACCAGUGGAGGUACCACUGCUCCUGCCUCGCCCGGUUACCCAGCCUCCCCCCUCCCUCCCCCUCCCCCUCAGAGAUCCUAAACCGCUCUUACCUGCACAUGGCAGAUUCCCAGGUGACCCAGGUGACUCUGGCCAAUAAGGAGGCUGGAAACAUCUAUGCAAACCUGGAAAGGGAGGUCGCUAACUAACUCAUUAACGGAACAUACUUGUCAAACCCCAGCAUUAGAAUACACUGUAGCUGCAAAUAUAUAGACUUUAAUACUGUAUUUAGAUUUUUCCAGGUCUGUGUGACUAUGGGUGAUCACACGCCUUCCUUUUAGGGUCAUGAUGCAUCAUUCUCCAUAGAUCUCAAUGUAAAUAUGAUCUUGUGGUAACCAACAAUUGGUCUACAUGAGUUAGGCAGAUCUUUCUUGAAUAUAUACUGUACCCGUGUAUUGAUAUUCUCUUUUAUUAAAAAAAUUAUUAGCCUGUAAAUAAUGAGUGUCUUGUCAUGAAGGACUGUGGUCUGUUACCUUAGUUCUCAGGGUCCUCUGUUUGGUAGGUUUUAGAUGUGUUCCUUCUCUAACACACCUGAUUUGAAUGAAUGGAUGAUUGUCAAGCUGAUCUUCAUCUAAAUCAGGUGUGUUGGAGCAGGGGCUCCUUGGAACACAGGACAGCGGACCCUGUGGACCAGGGUCAAAGACCACUGAGGCUUUGGGACAAAUGUAGCAUAUUGUUUUGUAAUGUUUAAUAUCUUUAUUACACAGUCAUAUUCAGAUACAAAAAUGAUGCAUGUCAACAAUAAAACUCACAAAAAAACACAUUCAUUAUAACUCUCACACCAAUGUAAGGAAUUAAAACUAGUUAUAAAUAUCAUUUUAAUGACUUUCAACCAACCAAC